This is a messenger RNA of Pseudophryne corroboree (corroboree frog), 946 nucleotides long. RefSeq lists its product as uncharacterized. The transcript has 3 exons. Bases 214 to 891 code for a protein of 225 amino acids. NCBI's taxonomy places the organism in Eukaryota, Metazoa, Chordata, Amphibia, Anura, Myobatrachidae. The record is from RefSeq and is a predicted model, not a curated record.
AGCCAGACCCUUGAAAAGUCUUCAGAUACGAGGACAAGUGAAGCUCCUGGAGCAGCGGCACCACAGGAUGGAGAAGUGGUGCCACGGACCAGCAGCGGACUAGCUUCGGGAAUUGGUUCCUACUACAGGCCGGAUCUCCUCCUACAGGAGUCGUCAGAGGAUGACGAGGUGGAAGUGCAGCAGGCUGCAGUUGCUACAUCCCUGUCUGCCCAAAUGCAAGUGGUGGCAGACGUCCAGGAAGGGCAGAAUCCCUCAACUGUUCAGAGGGUUCACACCCUGGCAUCGGAGAUUACUUCCCGCCAGGAUACGUACACAAAUGUCGUUGGAAGCAGACUGGACAACAUUGAGAGGACAAUGGAGAAGAUGUCAAACAGUCUGCUUGAAAUGCAGAAGGCUCUUGCCGACAGCACGGCCACAAUGCUACAGGUCAGAAUGGAAGAUCAUAGGGAGACUAUGGACGUCCUUCACAUUCUGGCCGAAUCCAUGAGCCGGCUCGUGGAGAACACAACAUGUCUGGCACACAGCAAUACCAACAUGUCGGAGAGCCAUCGACAAUCCUCAUCCAGCCAACAGCUCAUCGCAACAACACUGCAGAUGAUCUAUGACAAGCUCCCAGAACCAGCUCAUCAACACGCUGGUGAUCCACCAUUUCCGCCGUCACAAGCCACAAGGACGCCUCGUACCCUUCCACAACUACCAUCCCAGUACAGACAGUCACAGAUGUACCAGGGAUAUACAGGGAUGUACCCCACCCACCAGAUGCCUCCACCACCGGCCGCCACAUCUACAGCCGCAUGGGCACAUAGGCCCAGUCAACGCACUAUUCAGCCUCCCAGGACAUCGACACCCCACCAGGAGGAACACCAGGAUCCGGACAGACUUCCACCAUAAGCCCGGUCGUAUUGUUUUAUUUACUUAUAUGUUUUUCAUGUAUCCCUUUCUUCCC